Molecule: messenger RNA, 669 nt
Organism: Volvox carteri f. nagariensis
Lineage: Eukaryota; Viridiplantae; Chlorophyta; Chlorophyceae; Chlamydomonadales; Volvocaceae
Exons: 4
Coding region: 1-669 (222 amino acids)
Source: RefSeq, a predicted model, not a curated record
AUGCGCCCGGGAGUAUGGGGCCUUAUUGUAACACCAGGCAAAGAGUACUCAGUUGGGAGAUGCCAGGCAAAGAGUACUCAUUUGGGAGAUGCCAGGGGAGCUGAUCCCUCUCACACUUAUGUGGCCGAUGGGCUGGCGGGAUGGCUGGACAGCACUGCAGAGGAGGAGGAGGGUGUGGAGGCGGAAGGUGCCGCCGCCGCCACCGUGAGUGCCGCGACAGAAACAACGUGGGGGUCAAAUCUGGAUGAGGACGCGGCGGUGGCGGCAGCGGAGGCCUUGCACCAGGUUUCAGGGCGGGAAGCCGGCAGGGGGCCUGGCUCAGUGGCAACAGCAUCCGCAGCGUGGCGGCGGUGGCGGCAACCCGUCAAGGAGUGGGUGCUGGAUCUGGUGACGGAGGAGGAGAAGGAGGAGGACGAGCACCAAGCGCCCUCUGACAUCUUCUGGGCAAUUCCCCCCUUGCUGUACACCUUUCUAACCCCACGCCAUUACAACGUUUCCCUGGGACUGCAGGCCCCUGCCUACUCGGGGCGCCUGCACCUGGCCCUGUUUUACAAGUACGGUGCCUACUACAGCUUGGCGCACUGCCUGGCAGGAGUGCACUACAGCCUGUCCAUGCGGCCACUGCAGGGGUGGGUCCUUCAGAGUUUGAGAGGCAACAAACCCAAAUGA